AUGAAAACACUGAUUAAAUCAUUAGUACUAUGGAAAACUAGUGGCACAACAUUAAAAACAAAAACAACCAUCAUAAACACCUACUCACUAUCACCAAUAACAUAUUUAUCAUACCUUGAAGAAUUUACAAAAGAUGAAGAAAUUCAAAUUAAUAAAUUAAUCUCAUGGUUUAUGAAUUCUCCCGCAAAUUCUGAAUCACCAACUCUAAUACCAAUUCCAUUAAAAACAACACAUCAACCAUCCAUUCCGUGCAAAAAUACCUUUGAUGUGUUAUGA
Molecule: messenger RNA, 276 nt
Organism: Dictyostelium discoideum AX4
Lineage: Eukaryota; Evosea; Eumycetozoa; Dictyosteliales; Dictyosteliaceae
Exons: 1
Coding region: 1-276 (91 amino acids)
Source: RefSeq, a predicted model, not a curated record